CGCGCGUGAGCCGCGUCCUCGCCCGCCGGCCCCGCUGGGGUGAACCUCAAUCAGCAUCUCAUCUGACCACCGUCACCUGCUGCUGCCCUCAGCCUGUCACCUGCCCGGGCCUGUCACUGUGCCGCCUCUGCAGAGGCAGCAGAAUGAAAGAGGGCAUGUCCAAUAACAGCACCACUAGCAUCUCCCAAGCGAGGAAGGCUGUCGAGCAGCUGAAGAUGGAAGCCUGUAUGGACCGGGUGAAGGUCUCCCAGGCAGCGGCGGACCUCCUGGCGUACUGUGAAGCCCACGUGCGAGAGGACCCUCUCAUCAUCCCAGUGCCUGCGUCAGAAAACCCCUUCCGAGAGAAGAAGUUCUUUUGUACCAUACUCUGACUCCGUUUGUUAUGAAAAUGUCUCCUUUUCUGUCAGUGAAACCCCUGCUAGCGACAGUGCAUGCUCUUAGCUUUGGGGAGCUCCGCCCACGUGCCUCCCCUCCCAACCAGGACUGCUGGGGCUGGUCUCAUGUUUCUCUUAGGUUUCCUACAUUGCCUUUGAUUUCACUUUUCAUUGUCAUGUUGCGCUCAUUACUGGCAAAGAAUAUAGACAUUUUUGGAACCAAAUUACAAAUGUGCCAAGUAAAACUAAGUAUGAAUCUAAGGGUUUGAAAGUUUUCCACAUCACUUCCCAAGUUUGACUACAUCAACCUUGAAAAGAUUUCACUGGAUCACUUACCGAAAAAAAUUGUACCCAAGAAUCCCCCCUUGACGAUAAGUCAGGGUCCAGUUAGAACCUUUUGACCAACUGGAACAUAUUCGUGACAUUUUCAUCUCCCUUCCUGGAGAAAGCUGAUGUGGAAGUUCUUUAUUUCCUGCUUUUCAUCGUCCUUUUAAAAAGGAAAUAACCCACCGCAUUGGAUGGUUUCCUUACUGUGGGUCUCCUGGGGCCACGUGGCCCAGACCCUGAUGGAGCCCCAGCUCCCUGUUCCCCACAGUUGUCAUUAACCUCCCUGGAGGUGACCCUUCCACCACCUUGGUUGAAGCUGGCCCUGCUAUGGAAAUAGAUAUGAGGUGGCCCUUGUAGCAAGCUUAACCAUAAGAGCACCCCACAGCCCCCAUCUGUUUCCCUGCCCCAGCCUGGCCAUCCUGGGGCUCACCUCCUCUCUCCUUUGCCACCUUUUCCUGCUCCCUCCUCUUCUGGCUCCUACUCACUAGUUCUAACAUGGGCUUUGUUCUGAGCACAGCACUGGGCCCUGUGGGGUGUCACCAAGAUGGCCCCUGCCCCCGAGGAGUGAGUCACAGGGGUAACCGCUCAUUAUGUGCCAUCCACUGACCUGUGAAUUGAUACCUAUUCUCUUAACUCAGUCCUCCAAUAGCAAAGAUACAGUACAACAGUCUUUUUUUAAAAGGAGGGAAACUGAGGCACUGGGAGAUUAUGUUGUUUCCCCGAGGUUGUAGAUACUAAGCAGGAAAACUAGGACUACAGGCAGGCUGGCCCAGAGUCCUCCUGGAGCCCCUGAGCUACUCUGCCUUCCAGGUGUCCCUGUGUGCAAGUGUCAGACCCACAAACAACCUGAAGCACAGAGGCAGUGGCUGCUGCCCGAGCACUCUCUUCCCAGCCUCGCCAGGAGGGCUCAUGUUGGACCUGUAUGCUCACUGCUCACAGCUGAUGAAAUGUGGAGGCCUCCUUGGAAGACAAGACAACUCUUGUUUUUUUCUGAAACAGACUUGCAGGCCCCGCCUAAAAUAAUAUACCACCCAGGAUGAAAGAAGAGGUGGGGGCAGAGAGCACUUUGUCUAAGUUCGUCCUCCUCUGUUUGUUUGGAAACUGCCUGGCUCCCUCACUCUGACAGCAGCUUGCUGUGUAAUCGAGGACAAGCCAUUUUGUGCUGGGAAUGUUCUAACCUGCAAAUUGGGGAUCAUGGUAAUUACUCCUGCCUUUCUGGCUCGGAGAAAAUAGAGAGGUGCUACAGAGACGAAAGCUCUGAUUACCAUGAAAACAAAUAAAUGUACUAAAUGCCAAGAUAGAACAUAGGGAAGGAUGCACGACCUCAAAGAUACCAGGGUGCAGUUGGAGAGAUAAUGUCAAAUUGCCUACAAGGAGGUAAAUGUAAAUUACAGAUCAAUUCACACUUGCUACCCUUGUCCUUGGUUUUAGUCCAUUUUUAUUCUUUGCUUCUUUUAUUGAAACCCACUCUUGGCUUUAUCAGCGCUCACCGAUAAUACCAGUGUUGUCAGGAAGCUGCGGGCUUCCUAAGCAGAGUUGUUUGCUGUGUGUGAUCGUAAGACUUUGUGUACUUCUCUGUUGGGGUUUAUGAUGAGGCUCUCUUUCUUCUGUAUCCAUGUCAACACCAUUUACCUGAUAAAGCAAAGCACAAACCAUAAAAGCACACCAGAGAGGCUGAGUAAGUACAACAGCAUAGAAACUGGCUAAAUCCCAUCAAGAAAACAGACAAAAACUAUGCGUCUAGUUUUCCUCUAAACUACCCCCCUCUUAGUUUGUACUUUUACUGACCCUCCAUAGCCCGCCUCUCCUUUUCUCUCUCUCUCCUGUUCCUUUCCCACCUCUCUUCUGCACAUUCCCUCAUGAGACGUUGUUUGGUUGGUUUUUUGACAUAAAGGUAUGACUAAACCUUUUCCUUCCAAACCUAUGGUAUUUUGUGAGAUUCACCCAUCCCAAGUGUUUCUCAACUCAGUGUCAUCUUCUUGAAAGCAAGUUCAUGCACAUGGACUACGAGGUAGCAGACAUGCGAUGUAGCCCCUCCCUGUCUAGCUGUCACUGGAAGGUGAAUGAAGUGGGGUGCACCUCUAGUGGACAGUUUUCAUUUUGACUGUCUAGCCUCUGAACCCCUCGGCCUACAGGAAGGAGAGAUUCACCUCUUACCUUUAAAUUUAAUGGGACAUAGUACCUGGGAGGUCUUUCCUGUCUCUUAACUGCCCCCUCCUUGCCAGGCCAAUCAGGAAGUGAUGAGUGACUGGAGAGAACUACUCGGACUCCCCUACUUGGGAUUGCGAGUCCAGAGCAAGGGACAUAGAAAUGAAGGGAUGGCGAGAUUCAUUUCACGGGAGUACAGCGACUCAGCAGGGGUGCUAGUCAGCCAGGCAGGCUGCAGGCACUGGGUGUUCACUGGCACCCAUGUCCUAGGGUGGCACAGACCUGGGAAAUCUCCUCCACUCCCUCUCCCUGUGCUGUCGUGGCCCCACUUAUACUUCUAUAUCUCCUUUCUAGUUCUCUCUCAAUUCCUUGAGCCUAUAAGUUUUAUCCAAUAAAUUCCUUAUUAUUCCAUGAAAAAAACCUGGGUUGUAGGCAUUUCAUUUGCUCUAAUAACUCCAUUCCUAGGUAUUUACCCAACAGAAAUGUAUAGUACAUAUGUUCACCAAAAGAAAUGGGCUAGAAUGUUUAUAGAAACACCUCAUGAAAACCCCAAACUGGAAAGCAUCCAAAUGCCCAUAUUGACUGGAUAAAUAAAUUAUGGCAUAUUCACACAGUGGAAUCCUAGACAGCAACGAGAAUGAAUCAUCUCUCGGCUACACACCACAGCAUGGUGUGAAUCUCAUCAGAGAAGUACAUGCUGUUUUCCAUUUGUAUCAAGUCCAAAGCCUAGCACAGCCAAUCUAUGCUGAUUGCAGGUACAGACAUGAGUGAUUCUUGAGGGGAUGGUAGCCAGAGGGGCACAAGGGGAGUUGGGGGGAUGUCCCAUUUCUUGAUCUGGUUGCUGGUUACCUGGGUCUGUCUAGUUUGUGAAAAUUCUUCUAUCUGUGUACUUAUGAUUUGUGCACUUUUCUCUAU
Molecule: messenger RNA, 3764 nt
Organism: Talpa occidentalis (Iberian mole)
Lineage: Eukaryota; Metazoa; Chordata; Mammalia; Eulipotyphla; Talpidae
Gene: GNG4
Product: G protein subunit gamma 4
Exons: 4
Coding region: 144-371 (75 amino acids)
Biological process (GO): G protein-coupled receptor signaling pathway
Cellular component (GO): heterotrimeric G-protein complex
Molecular function (GO): G-protein beta-subunit binding
Source: RefSeq, a predicted model, not a curated record